Molecule: messenger RNA, 2088 nt
Organism: Arabis nemorensis
Lineage: Eukaryota; Viridiplantae; Streptophyta; Magnoliopsida; Brassicales; Brassicaceae
Source: the annotation of a GenBank genome assembly
AUGGGAGCUCUUGCUCAGGUAAUUCCGUGGAUACCCGAAGACGACCUGCUUCUAAAGAACGCCAUAGAGGCUGGGGCAUCUUUGGAGUCGCUUGCUAAAGGCGCUGUGCAGUUUUCUAGAAGAUUUUCUAUCCGAGAACUGCAAGAUCGAUGGCAUGCUCUCCUGUAUGAUCCAGUAGUUUCUGCAGAGGCGGCUUUUCGGAUGACCGAGCUUGAACGUACUAACUCUAAUUUUCCUACAAAGUUUGCAAGAACUGGGUAUUCAAAAGAAAACAAAAGUUCAUCUAGGAAGAGGAAGGCUGAGAAGCUCAGAAGUACUUAUCAUUCCUUGCGGAAGAAAUUUCGCAACGAGCCAUUCAAUUCGUUGGAUCUAGAUUUCUUUGUUCCACCAAAUGACAGCCACUUCAUGAAUAAUGGUGAUGCAACACAUCUUGGUCUCGAAGACUCUCACAUGGAUAUCAUCCACAACGCAUUUCCAGAUACCUUGGCUGAUGGCGGUUGCGUGACAAAUCAUGUUGUGUCAGGAGAUAAUUUACAGGGAGGCAUUUCUUAUCUCGGAGGAGAAAAUCUCACAUUCACUGAACAUGUAGGUCCUUCAGAAUGUGAUGCGGUUCAUCAAGGUUCCGAUCAGAAAUUAGAGAUUUCUGCUCAUGAGCUGAAAACCACAAUGGCCACCACUAAUCUGCUAGAGAUUUCUUCUCUGUUGGAAGAGGAACUGUUCAUGGAAGUAGAUGACAAAGAAGUUGACAAGUCAUAUUAUGAUGGUCUUAGCUCACUGUUGGUGGACCCGGCAAACAAUACAAACCACGGGGAUUUGCCUAAUUCCACCGAGCAAGAACCUUCCAUCGCACAUACUCAUCCAGUAGUUGCAACUCUGGAUGAUCAUUUGAUGCAUGAGCUAGAUGGUACAACUGCUCUUGAUCCUCAUCCUGAGAUUGUUGGCGGUGUCAUCUGCUGUUUAUUAAACCAAGAGGAUCCUGAUAUUCCAUGUAACGAUGACAUUUUUCUGCCCAACAGCUCCCUUCCCUUGUCAGUAUCUUCAUUAGCUCGGCGGAGCUUUAAAGAUACAAAUAAUCCAAUAACUUCAGGUGCGAGAGAUCUCUCUGCCAGUAGAGAGAAAAGUGAGGGAUCUUCACUCCAUACACAAAAGAAAAUACCAGGACGUUUGCAAGUGUCUUCUCAAGGAAAACCAGAGAUAGGUCAACCAAGUAAAGGUAUAAAAUUCAAGGCAUUGGCUAAUCCUGAGUCACAUAAUACUGUCGCUCGUGGUGGUUCUACCGGUUCUGCACAGGCAUGCUCAAGCACUCUGCUUUCUGACGGUAACGGUGCAAAAGAUGGAAACAAAGAAAAGGCCAGUGGAAAACUCAUCGUUGGAAUCAAUGGUCAUGGAAGCUGCCCCGAGAAGGAUAGUGGAAACAGUAAAGUGGAAAAAUGUGUAUUGCCAAUAAAUGAAGCGCCACAUGCAAAUGACGCUGAUAAUGGCUCGAUAGAGAUUUUAGACCCUGAGCUGGAGAUCACUCAAACAGAAGCAGACGGGCUUGGUUUUGAGAGUGACGAGGACUUGCCGAAUUAUUCUGACAUUGAGGCUAUGAUACUUGACGGGGACUUGGAUCCUGAUGAUCAAGAUAAUUUUGAUCUCGAAGUCUCCAAGUAUCAGAGCCAAGACAUGAAAAGAACAAUAAUAAGACUUGAGCAGGCUGCUUAUUCAUAUAUGCAAAGAGCCAUUGCUUCCCGUGGAGCUUUCGCUGUCUUAUAUGGUAGAUAUUCAAAACACUACAUCAAGAAACCUGAGGUUUUGGUGGGUAGAUCAACCGAAGAUCUCGCGGUGGACAUUGAUUUGGGAAGAGAAAAGCGGGGCAGCAAAAUAUCUCGACGCCAGGCGAUCAUACGGUUGGGUGAUGAUGGGUCGUUCCAUAUGAAAAAUCUGGGGAAGUAUUCAAUCUCAGUAAAUGAGAAGGAAGUAGAUCCUGGACAGAGUUUAAUCCUCAAAUCUGAUUGUCUUGUUGAGAUACGGGGAAUGCCUUUCAUAUUUGAGACGAACCAAAUCCGCAUGAAAGAGUACCUGAAGAGAACAGGAAAGGGGAACUGA